CCUCAGUGGCUCCAUGGCGGCUGCGGGGUGAGAAUGCGGGCAGUGUGUCUGUUCAGGCUGACGGUCGGUCACAGGGGAAGAGUUCACGGAGCGGUGAGGAAAAACACAGUCGGCUGAUGUCCGAGGCGAACAAAUAACCGAAUUCCGAGAUGGAGUGUCGUUUUGGCAAAAUGGUGGACCGGCAGCAGCGGGCGCCAAACACGGCCGAGCUGCCCUCGAACCAAGAUGGCGAACGGUCCGACGGGGAAGAAGAACUGGCGCCGGAGUGCGAGGCCGGUUCGGAGGCGCAGAGAAGCAGAGGGUCUGACGCGAAGCCCGGCGGCUCCUCCACGGUUUCCGCCAGACUAGCCGAGGAACCACCGCGGCUCAAUUUUCAUAUUCCGAGGAGGAACAAAGAAAAGAGAGCUCUGAUCCAGAAUUUGUCCUCAGACUCCAGAGAGUUUGGUGAAAUUCUGAAAAUAAUCACGUCUAGCUACAAGGAUCCUUCCUCAGUAGGAAACUUUGUGUACUCCAAACCUCGCCUUGUACAUAACGAUCUUCUGGAAAAAGAAUUCAUCGAGAAGAGAAAAGAACUGAAGCAGGAUGGACGCACAGACAAAGAGCUUGCAGAAUCUUUUUGCUUCUUGCUUUGUGAUGCCCACAAGAUACCUUUGAUAUGUGAAAAGGGUUUGUCAGUUGGCAGCGGCUGGAUGACCAUUUUGGGAAAUGCCUCUAAAGGUAUUUACCUGUGUCAGUUCUCUGAUUUACUUCAAGUCAGUCCCCAAGAGCCUGGAUCCACUGGAGAGAUAAUCGUUUUUAAAGUAAUGAAGGGUAAAGUGAAGAGCAUACAUGACAACAUGGCAAGAACUUUGGAUCCUACUCCCAAAUUUGAUAGCCAUUUCUCCAAGAACGCUAACCGGGUGACCUCCCUGCAGUCUUAUAGAGCGUUUGAGUACACUCAGCAAUAUUUCUAUGAGUAUGUGGACUUUGAGCUUGCAUCCAGGCCAAGACAUGUGUGCCCGUAUGCUGUAAUCUCCUUUCAGUUCAAAGGCAAAGAGACAACAACAGUGGGCCCUAAGCUCAUGCCUAUGCAAAGGUCAAACAGUCUGACAUCAGGAAUAAGUAAAGAUAACUCUGGUUAUAUUGUCUGGAGGGGGCAAUUUGUAAAUAGGGGCAAAGAAGUAUACCAUUCAAGCCUUCGGUCCCUCUCUCAACCCUUUCUGCCUUUCAAACUCCCAGAUAGGGUGGAGAUCGGUAAAGUCAUGAAACUGGACCAAGUAAAACUGAGCAUUUCAUGUUCCCUUUUCUCCUGGGACCUUUACUCGGGCAGCCAUGAAGUGUUUAAGAAAGGACUGCACUGCAGUCUGUUUGAAGUGGUGGUAGAGAAAAACAAAUCCAUGGAAAACUUGACUCAACUGUUUCAGAAGCUUGAAGAAGAGGGAUUGGUGUUGGUGAAUUUAGUGAAUGACAACGGUUUCUUCUUCCUGCUGUCCUCAAAUCAAAUGUCCAACUCAAAUGAGCGCCGAACUCCUUGGAAAAAAUCCUGUGGACAAGCUCUUUUUAUCUACCGUCAUGCACGGGAUGUGUCAAAGUUCUCGUCUAAACCCCUUGCUGCCAGCACCCCUUUGUUGCCUGUGCCCCAGGACCCUAUAAUGCCGCAUCUGGAUAGCUUCAUCCCGGCAUUCCACUAUGCGCUUGGCAAGGUGCGCUGCAACCCUCCAGCUAACCUUGGUGCUGGGGUGGAACAGCAGGUCCAUGACUACCUCAGCAGCAUCCGCGAGGGCAAACUCAUACAGCGAGUCAGGCUCGACUAUGAUCACAAACUGGAUGAGAGGGAGAAGCUCUUCCCUGCUCCGAGGCAGAAAUACAACUGGGAAAACUAUGUGCGCUCUUACUUCUAUAACCCCCAUCUGUUCACAAUGCCUGUUGAGAAUGCUAAGAAAAUGGUGGAGGAGCUCAGGUGUGUUCCAGAGUCUAGUACAGACUCUGAGACGGCAGACGGUAUCGAGGUUCAUAGUGACCCAGAGAGACUGAAGGAACUCUUAAAACUCAUUCAGAUUAAAAAAAACCUGGCAGCCAAGCAGAAAGGGAAUGAAUCAGAUGAAGGUGCCUCCGAUACUCAUGGUCUAAAGAGAAAGUCAGAAGAUGAAGCUAAUGAGACGAGUCCAAAGUGUAUGAAGAUGGCCCCAGUCAACAAUCGACAACCUGGAGAAGGUGCAGCUGAGGAGCUCCAGUCCAGUCCAUCUCUGACUGAUGUGUUGAGUAGCAUCGGCCUUCAUGACACGGACCUGAGAAAGGACAAGACUAAAGGGGUAUUGAAGGUGGUCAAGUUAAUAGACAAGCUCAGCCAAAACACUCAUGACACAGAUUUGAGGAAAGACAAUGGUAGUGCAUUAGUUAUGAAGAUGCUGGGGAACCUGAGUAAAAUUGUAGCAGGCUCAUGUUUGGCUAAGACUGAUCAAGCAGAAACGGUGGACAGUACCAAGGACACAGAAGCAACUCUGUAUGACAGCAUAAAGAAGCUUGGUCUCCCCACCAACUGUGACAUUGACCUUAGGAAGCAAAUGGCAGAUGAUGAUCAAGAAGCACAAGGGAAAACUGAUCUUGAGAAGACGCCUGGAAGAGUCCGGGCAAAGAGAGCGCAGGUGCAGACUGAAGAGGAAGAAACUGCUGGCAGCCUAAGUAGCCUGGAAGCAUUCAGUCCCUGCUCAGAUACUAACGGACAGCAACGUGGGGUGAACUUACUUGGAGAAAAGUCAAUCCCAUGGGUUUUAAUUCCCAUAACAGGUCUAAAGACUGAGAGAUAUUCCCAUAGAAGAGAUGAAAAUGUUGAUGACCCCCGUUACCUGCAAAGCCCUACAGUUUUGACCCACGCCAGUCCGGAGAAAAAGGAUCUUUCCCGACCAGAUCAGCCUGACAGCAGUAAUGUGGUGACUGAACCAGAGCUCGAGGCUGUGGAAGAUGAAAACACCAAUCUCACUGACGAACUGAAAGUUUCCCACAGUCAAGAGCAGAGAGGGACUCCACUAAGUGGUGUUGACUGCAUUGUGGAUGAGCAAAUCUCCGGCUUCUCCACUGAGGUGGAAGACCUUUUGCGAGAGGAAUGUGUGUAUUACAUUCCCUAUUCUAGCUCUCAAGCCCAUAGAAACCCACCACAGACUCCUAUGGCACCAUUCUCUGAGUAUGUCUCGCACUUCAACACACCUUUGCCUGUUCACAGUUACAUUAAAUCAUUCAGAGAUAGCAUUAGCGCUUUCAUAGACUCCCAGCAGAAUACAUGGGAUGACACAACACAUGUGGUUUCAGUUUUCCCCUCUUCUGUUUCUUACUCUGCCCCAGAAGUUCAACCUUCUGACCUUCCUAUUUCUUCUUCUCUGCACAUUCAUACACCUCUUCAAUCUCCCAGCACUGUCGCUACUGUGAAACCUGCUUUAGCUUCUAAUCUGACCUCCAGCUCUUCUUCUAGUACUCACCCCCUAAUUCCUUCUUCUAGUCCAACUCAGAGUAAGCAAGAGCAGGCAAGGCUACCUCAUCUGGACAUCUGUAAAGAGGUCCACCAGCCACCUUUGCAGAAUAUGCAAAGGACAAAUGGACAAAGGCAGGCAGAACAGAGCUCAGUGAGACUUGAAAGGCAGGAAGGUAGGACUCUUUAUGAAUCUGAAGGUGAGGUUUCAGACGGGUCAGUCGGCAGUCUCACUGUGGAAGCCCAAUCUCGGUUGGUUCUGGGUGCAGGAGAAAGCAUGGCUAACUCCAGACUGGCAAAUGAGAGUGUGGCUGUGGAACCGGCUCCAGCUGCCAUCAGCAGUCUCAUUAGUCAGCUGCAGCCUGAGGUGAUCAGCAACCUGGUGAAGAUCAUCCAAGGUGUACAGAAGAACACUGUCCACUUCUACAUUCAUUCUGCUGAUGAGGAGAGUGAUGUUUGCUGGGAAAUAAAGGAAUACCUCAAGAGGCUUGGAAAUUCAGAGUGUGAUCCUCAGACAUUUCUCGAAAAAAAAGACAGUCAAGACAAACUUCUUAUAAUCAUCCAAAAUAUAGACAUUGCUACCCAUGUUCAUAAGAUACCUGCAUUAGUCUCUCUGAAGAAGCUGCCAUCAGUAAGCUUUGCUGGAGUGGACAGUCUAGAUGACAUCAAGAAUCACACCUACAAUGAGUUGUUUGUUUCUGGGGGCUUUAUUGUCUCUGAUGAAUUUGUCCUUAAUCCUGACUUCAUCAAACAGGAGAGACUUGAAACUCUUCUCCAGUAUCUUGAGGAGCUUAACACACCAGAGAGUCCAUGGAGGUGGCGGGUACAUUGUAAAACUCACAAAAAGGUCAAAGAGCAAAGCAGGUGUAACAGUGAAGCCUUGAAUAUACUGAACCUGCUCACAAUGUACCACAAGAAACAAAUAGUUGAGUUCUUGUCUUAUCAUGAGUGUGAUGGUCAGUCACGACAAGCUCCUGACCUCAACUGUCUGGUAAAGCUUCAAGCUCAGAACAUCGGACAGCGCCAUGUAAUAUUUCUCACAGAGCGCCGAUUUGAGAUGUUUCCACAUUACUCCAGCAGUGGCAUAGUCAUUGCAAACAUUGAUGACAUUCUGUAUAAUAUGGCCAGCCUGAUUGGUGAAGCCUGUGACAAACUACCAUCUUCGAAUCUGCAUUCCUGUCCUACAUCACCAAUAUUGAGGGAAGAGGAAAUGAACCUGGGUUCUGAAAUGGACGCCUCAACCCGAAGAGCGUUGAACCUCAUGGGCAGUGCAUCUUUUGCUCCAGGCCAAGAAUCUGGUCUUACAGCUGAUCCAUACGCAUGUGUAUUAGUUGGAGACAAAGGAAGUGAGGUUUCUUUGACCUCUCCUGCUAGUGGGGCAUCAAAGGGAUUAGAUUUUGAGGCUUUGAAAGCGGCGAUAUCUCAAAUCAGGGUGGCCAGAAUGCAUGCAGGUUCUUCACAAGGCCAUUUAUCACAAGAUUCCUUCAAUGUUAAUCCUCAUGAGAGCUUUCUCGGUCAGGGGGCCAUGCCCUCAGAGUGUAGCCUUCUUUUGGACAAAUCUACAGCUGAAGUCCUGUCGCAUGAAUCUGCAUCUGGUCAUUCAGAAACAUCAUCUACUUUAGAACAUGCCACUCUGUCCCAGGAUGGUGCUAAAGAUGAAGCUUGCCCAGGAACAGGUAGCACCCUGCGAGUGGCGGCUGUAUGUGGCCUGAACGAGCUGCCUGCACCUGCCCCAGUAGUUUCCCCUGGAACAAACUUUGUAGUCACUGAGACCACCAGCAACAUUUCUACUGACAUGCAACCUACCUGGAAUCAAACAACUGACAAAGACACUGCUACCCAAAUAAGUCCAAAGAUCAGUGGGGCUGAGAGUGAUUGUGGUCAGGAAAAGAACGCAUCAGAAGCGGCUACCUCAGAGAACCUGAUGCUGUCCGCUGAUUCCUCUAGCACUCAGUCCAAGGACAAUGCUGUAACUGUGAUGGUUGGCAAUGGGAAGCAUGGCAGCAACGCCGGCCUACUUCCGGUGCCUGGAACUGUGGCUUAUGGUGUGAACAAUACCUUAGUUAGUGUGGACAGGAUGUUGCUGCAGAGCAGCACUUUGUGGCCUCAAGGAUCUGUGGGUCUAAACAGCCAAGGACAUCCCUCUCAAAAUGGUGCUAUUGGACUGACAUCAAUGGCCAAUAGCCUAGGUAUGGUCACACAUUCAGGCCUAAGAGGGUUCCUGCCAAACAACAACAUGCAGAUGGCCUUCAACAGCUUGGCACAAGGGGCAGCUUCAAACGUCUGGGGUGUUCAGCAAGGUGUGGGCUUAGGACCGGUUCACCGGGCCCAGUUUAUCCAGAACUACACCUGGCACAGCAAUCCCUCUUUCCAAGGAAAUGGAUAUCCUCCUCGUAGAGGAGGCUUUGGUGGCUGGUGAGCCAGCACUGUGUGUAAAUAGUUUAAUCUUGUAAAAUUUUUCUUUUUUUUUUUUUUAUUAUUUUCUCUUUGAAAGAAAAAAAGUGAAACAUUGUCCAGUCCAAAAAAGAUGUGUAAAACCCUGUAUCGUUUCACAUUUUGUACAUAUUUGUAUUCGCAAAUUUUGUUAAGAUAAUUGUCUGGUUUACUGGUUUCUUUUUGGAAAACACUACAGGCAAAGGGGUGUAUGUGACCCUGGUUUUAAUGUUAACAUUAUUUUUUUAAAAUAAGACUAAAACAAGGACAUUGAAACAAUUGUAGCAGCUGUUUUGUUAAUUGUCUCUGAACAGGGAGUAAUUUCUUCACUUAUCCAUAUAUAAAACAUUGAAUUUCAAGAUGUGGUUUGACUCUUUGUUAUUACUCUGCUUGUUGCUCAUUUUCUAAAACAGCUGCACGUAGCAGGAAUGUUUUUAGUGUCUGUCAAUUACAUGGUGUAAUCUGCUAAUGUAUGGCCUAUUUCUGUGUUCAUGAUGGUUGGGAAGCAUACUGUAGGCAAAAAAAAAAAAAUUCAACCAUGUGUUUUCUGCCAUAAAUGCAAUAUGUUUUCUGUGUGCACUCAUAACUGUUGUGCUGUCAGUCCA
Messenger RNA from Pygocentrus nattereri (red-bellied piranha), 6480 nucleotides. RefSeq names its product transcription activation suppressor a (gene tasora). Gene Ontology annotation, cellular component: heterochromatin; nucleoplasm. The transcript has 24 exons. Gene Ontology annotation, molecular function: chromatin binding. The record is from RefSeq and is a predicted model, not a curated record. Bases 150 to 5861 code for a protein of 1903 amino acids. Gene Ontology annotation, biological process: protein localization to heterochromatin; negative regulation of gene expression, epigenetic. NCBI's taxonomy places the organism in Eukaryota, Metazoa, Chordata, Actinopteri, Characiformes, Serrasalmidae.